Messenger RNA from Rotaria sp. Silwood2, 444 nucleotides. NCBI's taxonomy places the organism in Eukaryota, Metazoa, Rotifera, Eurotatoria, Philodinida, Philodinidae. The record is from the annotation of a GenBank genome assembly.
AUGGAUGAUUUGUUGCGGCUUAUAUCAACAGAACCACUCUUCGAUACAUUACGCCAAUUACACAUAACAAUAGGUGAUAGUGAUUCCAACAAGCAUUGUCCUGUGUCAAUGUCUAAUCUAUCUAUUCGAAUGAUUAAUUUACAUACAUUUUCACUUGUUCAAACAUUCUUCUCAUUGUUAACAAUUGAAUGGACAGUUUUUGAAAUACUGACAUCUUCGAAUGUUAUGCCUGUUCUUCGACGUGCUAAUGUAUCUCUGUUUAUUAAUAUUAAUCAUUUGAGUUGUAUUAGUUCAUCAGGAAUCUUUAAUGAUCAUCGUCAUGUUGAUGUUCAUUUCGCAUUUAAUCUUCUUAAUUGUCCUCAAUAUAUCAAAGUGACACCAUAUAUACCACGUGGAAAUCGUUUUCAUUCAAGAGAAAUUUGUUGGUGCAACAUUCCUUGUUAA